Messenger RNA from Eucalyptus grandis, 1292 nucleotides. Its product is annotated as single-stranded DNA-binding protein WHY1, chloroplastic. The transcript has 7 exons. NCBI's taxonomy places the organism in Eukaryota, Viridiplantae, Streptophyta, Magnoliopsida, Myrtales, Myrtaceae. The record is from RefSeq and is a predicted model, not a curated record. Gene Ontology annotation, biological process: defense response; regulation of DNA-templated transcription. The coding region runs from base 111 to 965 and encodes 284 amino acids. Gene Ontology annotation, molecular function: single-stranded DNA binding.
UCACCGCUUUCAGCUUGGGGAGGAGAUAAAAACACUGUAGCCAUCGCUGCUGCUCUGCAGUACAACGCAACGCCACCGCGGCAGGAGAAGAAAGAGGCGACGCGGCGACGAUGCUUCAGCUCCACAUGCUCGCGUCCUCGCCGGCGAGCUCCCCGAGCCCUAGACUCUCCCUCCUUCGCGAUUCCUUCUCCUCGCCGCCGCAGCAAUCGCUCCGCGGCCGCAGCACCUUAAACCCUCGCAAAACCUCGCGCGUCUCGCUGCCCCGCGCCCCCCAUUGCCUACGCUCGCUGAAGUGCCGUCAGUCCGAGUACUUCGACCAGCAGCAGAGGUUCGCCUCCUCGACGGCGCCGGCGGCGGAUGGCUCCUCCUCCCCCUCCUUCUCCCCUUCCGGUGGAGGAACAGCGUCUCCAAAGGUUUUCGUUGGCCAUUCCAUAUACAAAGGAAAGGCAGCACUGACAGUGGAGCCCAGAGCUCCAGAAUUCACUUCUUUAGAUUCAGGGGCGUAUAAACUGUCUAGGGAAGGAUUUGUGCUGCUUCAAUUUGCCCCUGCGGCAGGCACACGAGUAUAUGAUUGGAGCAGAAAGCAGGUGUUCUCAUUAUCCGUGACAGAAAUUGGAAAUCUCAUUGCUCUAGGUCCAAGAGACUCCUGCGAAUUUUUUCAUGACCCUUUUAAAGGAAAGAGUGAUGAAGGUAAAAUAAGGAAGGUUUUGAAGGUGGAGCCCCUACCAGAUGGCUCUGGACACUUCUUCAAUCUUAGUGUUCAGAAUAAGCUUGUGAAUUUGGAUGAGAGCAUUUAUAUUCCUGUCACCAAGGCGGAAUACACUGUCCUUAACUCGGCUUUCAAUUUCAUACUGCCUUACCUAUUAGGUUGGCACACCUAUGCAAACUCAAUAAAGCCAAAUGAUCGAAACCGAGGUAACAAUGCCAAUUCUCGAUAUGGAGGAGACUUUGAGUGGAGUAGAUGAUAGACUGCUGGUUUUUUCUACUUGUGAUGGAGAGUUCCCUUCCCUGAGCUUAUGUUGUAGAGUUGAAAUUCUGCGUUAGAGGAAAUUUUGUUGUAUUGGAAAAUGCCUCCCAUCUUCAGCAUCCUUUUUGUUUCAAACAGGGUAGUCAGGAAAUGCUGGGUUUAAGAAUGUAGGGGUUUCAUGCUAAAUCAUCUUUAGUUACUUUCAAUGCCUUUUCAUUAUGCUGUCCAACUGCUAAUUUGAUUGUAUUGCGUCAAUAUAUUGGCAUGUUUUAGAUUGUCAUGAUCACAUGUAAAUACUAGCAAAUGUGGGAGGUUGUAGAUUGUA